CCGGGGCAGUGUCCCGCCCGCCAAGCCAUGGGGCCGCUGCGCUGGCUGCCGCUGCUCGGCCAGCUGCUGCUGCUGCGGCCACCCGCGGCCCAGCCGGCCGGCCCCAUCCAGGCCUUCGUGGUGCCCCACAGCCAUAUGGACGUGGGCUGGAUCUACACGGUCCAGGAAAGCAUGCGGUCCUAUGCAGCCAAUGUCUACACCACUGUGGUGGCGGAACUGACCCGUGGCCAGCAACGCCGCUUCAUCGCUGUGGAGCAAGAAUUCUUCCGGCUCUGGUGGGAUGGUGUGGCCUCUGAGCAGCAGAAACACCAGGUUCGCCAGCUCCUGGAUGAAGGACGCCUGGAGUUUGUUCUCGGAGGCCAGGUCAUGCAUGAUGAGGCUGUGACCCACCUGGAUGACCAGAUCCUACAGCUCACAGAAGGACAUGGCUUUCUCUAUGAAACAUUUGGGAUCCGGCCACAGUUCUCCUGGCACGUGGACCCCUUUGGUGCAUCGGCGACGACCCCGACCCUGUUUGCCCUGGCAGGCUUCAAUGCCCAUCUCAUCUCCCGGAUUGACUACGACCUCAAGGAUGCCUUGCAGGAAGCCCAGGGGCUGCAGUUCGUGUGGCAUGGGUCCCCAUCCCUGUCCGAGCAGCAGGAAAUCUUCACUCACACCAUGGACUUUUACAGCUACUGCUCGCCCUCACACAUCUCCUUCUCUAACAGGUCUGGAUUUUACUGGAACGGUUUGGCUGUCUUCCCGGAACCACCCCCAGAUGGUGUGUAUCCCAACAUGAGUGAGCCCGUCACCCCAGCCAACAUCCACCUCUACGCUGAAACUCUGGUGACCAAUAUUAAAGAGAGGGCCGCAUGGUUCCGGACUCCCCAUGUCCUCUGGCCCUGGGGAUGUGACAAGCAGUUUUUCAACGCCUCAGUGCAGUUUGCCAACAUGGACCCCCUACUGGAGUACAUCAACAACCACUCUGCCGAGUACGGCGUCUCGGUGCAGUAUGCCACCCUGAGCGAGUACUUCCAAGCCCUGCACGCCUUCAACACGACCUGGGGCAUCCGUGACCACCAUGACUUCCUUCCCUAUUCUUCAGAACCACUGCAGGCCUGGACCGGCUUCUAUGCAUCCCGCAGCACCCUGAAGGGGCUAGCAAGGCAAGCCAGUGCCAUGCUGUAUGCUGGGGAGUCCAUGUUCACACGCUACAUGUGGCCGGAGCCCCGUGGGACUAUGGACCCUACGUGGGCCCUGCAGCAGCUCCAACAGCUUCGCUGGGCUGUGUCUGAGGUCCAGCACCACGAUGCCAUCACAGGCACCGAGUCCCCCAAGGUGAACGACAUGUAUGUAGAACAUCUAAGGAUAGGAAUGCUGGGCGUACGCAAGCUGAUGGCCUCCAUCGCCCUGGACAGGUCCCCGGUGUCUGGCACAGACACAGGCCCUGUGGGAUACUUUGUCUCUGUGUACAACCCGCUGGCCUGGAAGGUCACCACCAUUAUCACCCUGACUGUUGCUUUCCCCCACGUAAGCGUCACCGAUGAGCUGGGCCACGCAGUGUCAGCACAGAUCCAGAACUCUACGAAGGACCCUUCUGCCUAUGACCUGCUUAUCCUGACCACCAUCCCAGGCCUCAGCUACCGGCACUACAAAGUCAGGCGCCCCCGUGGGGACCGGGCACACACCAGGGAACUGGUCGUCCCCACGGCCAGCACCCUCAAGUUUAGUCUCAAGCUGAGGAACCAGACCAGCCGGGGAGGCAGGUCCCUGUUGCCUGUGACAAACGACUGCUAUACUCUGCUGUUCGACCAGGACACCAACAUGUUACAUAGUAUUCAGGAGAGGCAGAGCAACCACACAGUGCGCAUGACCCAAGAGUUCCUGGAGUACCGGGCCAACGGGGACGUGAAGCAGGGCCCCGUUUCUGACAACUACCAGUUUGCGCCCAACCAUACCGCUGAGCCCGCCUGGGAAGCAGUGGGCAUGGAGGUGGUGGCGGGCCCACUGGCGACCGAAAUAAGGCAGUACUUCUACAGGAAUGUAACAGACCGGGAUCACACCUAUGCAAUCCACUCCCGUCUGGCCCAUGUGCAUCCAAGCCCCCCUGGGGAACUGCUCUGCCGACGGAUAGAACAGCAGUACCGAGUGGGCCCCCUGGAGCUGAACCGGGAGGCCAUCCUGAGGACCAGCAGUGACCUAGACACCCAGCAAGUCCUCUUCUCUGACAACAACGGCUACCAGAUGCAGCAGAGGCCCUACAAGGCUUUCAAGAGCAACCCUAUCGCCCGGAAUUACUACCCCAUGGUACAGUCGGCCUUCAUCGAAGAUGCCAAGAGCAGGCUGGUGCUGCUGGCGGAGCGAGCCCAUGGUGUCUCCAGCCAAGAGAACGGGCAGGUGGAGGUAAUGCUCCAUCGGCGGCUGUGGAACAACAUGGCCUGGAACCUGCAAUACAACCUCACGCUGAACGACACCUCCGUCGUGCACUCGGAGCUCUGGCUUCUGCUGGGGCCUAAGCCCAUCACGAGUGCCCUGCGCCCCAGGAGCGGGGUAGCGCUGCAGCACAAGCCCGUCGUGUUGUUCAGAGAGCUGACGGAUGAAGAGGCCCCCGUUCUCGGAUCCCAGAACCCCCAGGCUGUGACGUUGCCCCCCAACCUUCACCUGCAGAUCCUCAGCAUACCUGGUUGGAAUUACAGCAGGAGCCAUGCCCAGCACCUGAAGAACCUUCGGAGAGGCCACUCGGAGAAGCCCCAGGCCAACCUGCGGCGUGUGCUGCUGCGCCUGCACCACCUGUAUGAAGCAGGGGAAGACCCAGUGCUCUCUCAGCCUGUGACGAUGGAUCUCAGGGUUGUACUUCGAGGACUAGGGUCCGUAGUAGCUGUGGAGGAACGCUCACUCACAGGGACCUGGAACAUGCAGAUGAUGAAGCGCUGGCACUGGAGGACAAAGACUGGCCACCCCAGAGGCCGCCCCGCCUCCCUACCAGCGUCACCAGGAGACUCCAUCAUCACUGUGUAUCCCAAGGAAAUCCGGACUUUCUUCCUUCACUUCCAGCAGUGACACCCAUGCAGUUGACCCCGGGGCCAUGGAACUGGAGUCCCCUCCCCCCCUCCAAAAAAAAAAAAAAAACAAUGAAGAGAGACUGAGAGGGAGGGGCAAGCUGCUCACCCCACAGCUGUGUGGCAGAAAGUGGCCAUGUGGGGAGAGGGGUCUUUUUUUUUUAAAUAAAAAAUUAAGGUCUGGGCUC
Molecule: messenger RNA, 3226 nt
Organism: Peromyscus leucopus (white-footed mouse)
Lineage: Eukaryota; Metazoa; Chordata; Mammalia; Rodentia; Cricetidae
Gene: Man2b2
Product: mannosidase alpha class 2B member 2
Exons: 19
Coding region: 28-3039 (1003 amino acids)
Biological process (GO): mannose metabolic process
Cellular component (GO): lysosome
Molecular function (GO): carbohydrate binding; alpha-mannosidase activity
Source: RefSeq, a predicted model, not a curated record